AUAUAUUUUGGGACUUAGCGUUUACAUUUCAUCACAUUCAAUAUGAGUAAUUUGAACAUAUAUCAGUCCAAUCUUUACCCGUUCACUGCCGAUGCCAUCGCUUCAUAUGCUGAAUACCGUGCUGAGAUGGAGAUUGAACGGAAGGAAAAUAUUCGGAAACUAGAUGGGAGUCCCUUGGUUAAACUUAAGACUUUGUCACCACAAGUUAGGAAGCGCGUGGAGGCUUUAAGAAACCUUCAGGGUCAAGCUUUACUUUCAGAGGAGAAGGCUGUACUUAAAGCUGGUAAUGAGAAGCUGCAUGAAUCGUUGUGCACGAAGGUGAAAAGGACAAUUCACCUUCUUGUUGGAAUUCCAUAGAAGAAACAAUAUGAACAGAAUCGUGUCAAAUAUCUUAGAACAUCCUAAAUGAAGAAGUUCCAAUAAAUUGGAAUGGAGGGAAUAGUAUUAUUAUUCAGUUUCCUUCGGAAAUUCUGUUGUUGCUUCUUUUUUAUUCUUCACUAGAGCUUUGUUUUGGCGCGGGCCUUUCCUUCUCAAUUCCUUUUUGGUACCGUAAAGUAGAUUUCAUUUAUAGAGUACCAAGAAGGCAUGCCAAAGCAGCAAAGGUACCAAACCAAUUAGCUUACAAAGUAUUGAUCUCUGUCAUCAUCACUACAGACAGGG
This is a messenger RNA of Capsicum annuum, 660 nucleotides long. Its product is annotated as nucleosome assembly protein 1;4-like. The coding region runs from base 43 to 357 and encodes 104 amino acids. The record is from RefSeq and is a predicted model, not a curated record. The transcript is spliced from 4 exons. NCBI's taxonomy places the organism in Eukaryota, Viridiplantae, Streptophyta, Magnoliopsida, Solanales, Solanaceae.